Messenger RNA from Cadophora gregata, 1515 nucleotides. RefSeq lists its product as uncharacterized. The record is from RefSeq and is a predicted model, not a curated record. Bases 1 to 1515 code for a protein of 504 amino acids. The transcript is spliced from 2 exons. NCBI's taxonomy places the organism in Eukaryota, Fungi, Ascomycota, Leotiomycetes, Helotiales, Ploettnerulaceae.
AUGAAGGUGUUUAAUUUGGCACUGCAGGAGGGAAGGAGUGAUGAUAGAGAGCAGCUUACGAAGAGGAAAUAUCCUUCUGCGAAAGACAACGAGGAGUGGGGGCUGCCGCCUCUUGAUUCGCCUGAAUGGGACAGUCUUAUACGAUUCUUCGGCCGUGAAUGGUUCGGGCGUGUCUGGAUCGUUCAAGAAGUUCGCGUGGCAUCCAAUGCAAUUGCUCUCAUCGGUGACUACGAAAUCUCUUGGAUGAUAGUCUAUAUCGAAUCCAGCUGGUUUGCAACAAAGAAUUACAAGCACUUGUCAGCAGGAAAUGGUCACAUCGGAAUCGUCGCGUGGGCCAAUCGAAUCGGCUGCCAUAAGUUGGACCGCAAUGCCUCAUUCCGUGUCCCUUUAAGCAGGAUUAUUAGGCAAAUGCGUCCAAGUAAGUCGACUGAUCCGAGAGACAAGAUUUUUGCACUGCUUGGCAUGGCUGAAGAAUCGGAGAACUGUGACGAUCCGAGGCUGAAGCCCUACUACUCGAAAUCUCUCGAGCACACCUAUCGAGACAUUUCGCGGCUUCUGAUUGACCACGAACGCAGUCUACAGAUCCUUUCAGCUGUGGGUUGGGUACCUGACCCUCGUUCACCAUUGAACUGGAGACAGACAAAUAACGAAACGGAAUUCGGGACUGAAACGUUAUCAAGUAUCGAAUGGGGUCCACCUGAUGAGAGUGUCAUCUUUCCAUCUUGGGUCCCAAGGUGGGAUUGUCCAACAAUUGCGCUUCCACUUGUCGAUCGACGAGAUCAUGAGGUUUUCUUUCAUGCUAGUGGAGAUUACCCUUUGGGCUUAAGUCCCUCUGCUGACGCGAACACUCUGAUCGUGAAGGGGCUAGAAAUCGACGUAGUAGCACGUACAAGCGACGUCGAGUUUUCUAAAUACAUUGGAUACGAAUCUCAUCAGACAGCAAUUGAUAGAGCUUGGCAGGAAAUGGGUGACCGUGCUGCCAUAUAUCCAGAGGAAUACCGCCUGGAUGUUUUCCACAUGACCCUGACAGCAGGUUUGAUGCUGAAUCAGAAGGAAGCUGAAGGCGAUGCGAACUAUCGAGAGAACGUCAAAGCUUUUCGGGAAAGGAUACCUAGAUACAAUAAGGCUCAAGACGAAUCCCAUACCAAGGUCCCUGACGACGACGAUACUAAGGUCCCGAAUAUCGACGUUGAUCCAAGACUGGUGGAUACAAGCGAGGACAAUGAGCUACUCAUCGAUACGGCAAGCGAUCCUGACGUAUAUCUCCGUCUAGUGGAAGGUUAUUGUUCGGAACGACAGCUUUUCAUUACAAGGCAAGGAUACCUGGGUUUGGGUCCUAAGGGCAUUCGUCCCGAAGAUACCGUUUGCAUACUUUUUGGCGGCGAUACUCCUUAUAUUUUGCGCAAGAAAGACACUUGUUGGAAGUUUGUUGGCGAAUGUUAUGUGUAUGGUCUGAUGAAAGGUGAGGCUGUAAGAGACUUCAUGGGAGACGGAGACACUUUUAUGAUCCUUUGA